This is a messenger RNA of Gaeumannomyces tritici R3-111a-1, 915 nucleotides long. RefSeq lists its product as hypothetical. The transcript is spliced from 3 exons. Gene Ontology annotation, molecular function: metal ion binding. Lineage: Eukaryota; Fungi; Ascomycota; Sordariomycetes; Magnaporthales; Magnaporthaceae. Gene Ontology annotation, cellular component: U2-type spliceosomal complex. Bases 1 to 915 code for a protein of 304 amino acids. Gene Ontology annotation, biological process: snoRNA splicing. The record is from RefSeq and is a predicted model, not a curated record.
AUGACGCGAUGUCGCGACCCGCGCAAACGCGCGCGCGUGCAUGAGGACGAUUCUCUGCCUCCUAGGCGCCGCCGCAAGAACGUCAUAAUCAGCGAUAGGAGAGCGCCCUACAUCGAGUCGCUCGAUCGCUACUACAGCCUGACGGGCGGUGUCGGGUCGAGCCGGGCCAAGCACUUCGCACGAUUGCCUAGCGCCCGACGCUGCUGCGUCGCAACCAAAUCCUGGGGUUAUUCUCCGCACCUAAACACGGCACCCCGACACAUUCGCAAACUCGUCGUAACCCAAUCUUGCGGCGACGGUAAUGCCCGCUCCAUAUGUGCGCGAGCACCCGGCGUAGGACGGUGCCGACGCGCUCUCGACCAAGACCUCCUGGGCAGCAUAAGGGCCAGGCCGCCGCUCGCCGCGCCCAAAGAACUCGGACGCGCCGUCGAGGACAGUGGGGCCGGUCAAGGCACAACCAACAUUAGGGCCGUAACCGUGACCGACUUUGCGCCAGAUGUUUGCAAAGAUGCUUCGGCAAUAACUGCAAGUACCUACACGCGUGAGAGUAUUACAAGGCCGGGUGGCAGCUCGACCCGGGAGUGGGGAAGCGUGGCCAAAGGCAAAAAGAACAUAGGAGGGACGGUGGUUGCGAGCGCAGCAGAUCGCGGCAAGCGUGCGAACAACAAGGAUGACGAUGACGACGUGCUGCUCAAGAGCAUACCGUUCGCGUGCAUUAUGUGCCGCGAGGCGUACAAGCAGCCGGUGGUGACGCGGUGCGGUCAUUAUUUUUGCAAGCCAUGCGCCCUCAAGCCGUACCGGAAGGACCCGACCUGUGCGGCGUACGGCUCCGGCACUGACGGCGUCUUCAACGAUUCCAAAAGCCUGCAAAAGCUGCCGGACAGGAAGUGGGAGUGGGUUGUCAAAAGGAGGUAG